This is a messenger RNA of Miscanthus lutarioriparius, 618 nucleotides long. The record is from the annotation of a GenBank genome assembly. Lineage: Eukaryota; Viridiplantae; Streptophyta; Magnoliopsida; Poales; Poaceae.
AUGAGGUUAACACGGAGUUCUUCCCUCCGUGGCUACGUGCUCUCCGCGCUGCUUCUCCUAGCUGCGUCGGCCAAAGCUCAGCAAGCACCAGCUGCGAGGACAGAUCCAACUGAAGGGCAACCUGAUGAAACAGAGGGUGGACCAAGUGGAGAGCUGAAUAUCACAUCAGGAAACAUACAGACAGAACCAAGGAAUACUUCCAACCAGUUCAUUCCAGAUCAAUUAAUGCAGGGACAUUAUGUACUUGGUCACAACUUUGGGCUUGGUAUCUCGCAGAACCUUCACGACAAUUUGAAUCAGUUUGAUCAGGCCUCCUCGGUUUCAACCUUGCAACAGCAGCCGUUUCCUGGGAAUGGUCAACUAACCCAAGGAUAUCCUAGUGAUAUGCAUGGGUUGCAAUUCGUGGAGACAACUCCCCAAAUCGAUCAUCAGAAUGGCGACGAGGGUCAGUCGUCAAUACCGGAACGUCAUCGAAUGUCCUUUGCCAACGAUGUGGAACCGAUGCUGGAGCACAGAGUAGCUAGAUCGAACCAGAGCACAGAGAAGGACGAAGGACCGAAUGAAGAUGGAUGGAUAAAGAGGAAAAGCAAAAGGGACAUAGUUGUCGAAGGAUGCUGA